GGGGCUGAGUCUAAUUUAAUUGCCAAAAUGCCUUGGUCACAUAGUAUCACCGCACUACUACUGUCGUUUUGAGGUGUCUGUGCUAGUGUCGUUUCAUAAAUUCGUUGUCGUUUAAGUCUUAACUGAGAUUUGAGAUCUGUGUUCUUCUUCAUCAGAGUCGCAGAAAUCCUUCCAAUGCCACUCUCAGAUGCAACUUCUUCACUCCCAAACGAACCCUAACGCAAAUGGUGGGACCGAAAAGACACUUCCUUCCACUGAUCUUAAUCUCCGUUACCGCCUUCAUCUUCUACACAUUCCACCAGUCUUCACUGCCACCACCUUCCGCCCCCGAACUCAACCCCAAUUUCACCCUCCAAAACCCAAUUCGGAAAAACCCUAACCCUAACUUCACCUUCAUCAUCAAAGUCCUCGCCUUUAAUCGCCUCGACUCCCUCUCCCGCUGCCUCCGCUCACUCUCCUCCGCCGAUUACCUCGGCGACCGCGUCCACCUCCACAUCUACAUUGACCAUUUUGCCAAUGGAUCAUCGGAGAUUGAUGAGAAGCUUAGAGAAUCGCACCGGAUUUUGGAGUUCGUCGAUUCGUUCGAUUGGAAAUUUGGGGAAAAAGUUGUGCUUUACAGGACCCUGAAUGCUGGCUUGCAGGCGCAGUGGCUGGAAGCGUGGUGGCCAAGCAACGAUGACGAGUUUGCGUUCGUUGUGGAGGAUGAUUUGGAGGUUUCUUCACUCUAUUACGAGUUCGUGAAAGGAGUGAUCAUGAAUUUCUAUUACAAUGCCUCCAAUUAUAGCCCUUCCAUCUAUGGUGUAUCGUUGCAAAGAGCAAGGUUUGUCCCAGGUAAACAUGGAAACAAAUUACAGUUAGAUGACCAGACACGACUAUUUUUAUACCAACUGGUUGGGACUUGGGGUCAAAUUCUCUUUCCAAAGCCUUGGAAAGAGUUCAGGUUGUGGUACGAUGGAAACAAGGCAAAGGGAAUUAGGCCCUUUCUUGAGGGAAUGGUGACUACAGGAUGGUAUAAGAAGAUGGGGGAGAAAAUUUGGACACCUUGGUUCAUUAAAUUUAUUCAAUCCCGUGGUUACUUUAAUAUCUACCAGAACUUUCUGCAUGAGAGAGCAUUAAGUGUUUCCCACAGAGAUGCAGGAGUAAACUAUGGAAAAAGUGCUGGACCUGAUUCUCAAUUAAUUGAGGAAAGAUCACUGGACUUCAAUCUUUUGGAAAUGCAGCCUCUGAGCAGUUUAAAAUGGUACGAUUUUUGUUUCAAAGAAGUACUUCCCAGCAAGGUGGUGACAAACAUGGAAGAACUUGGAUCUAUGCUUCACUCUCUACCGAAACAAGAUAGUAUCGUUGUAGUUAAUAUUGUUGGGGUAUCAGAUGCAGUAGCUAGAAACUUAUUAUGUCACUUUGAGAGGCUAGAUAUCAGGAAUUAUAUAUUUAUGGGCCCUCCAUCUGACUUCUUGUUUGAUCUUGCAAGGAGGGGGCAUCCUGUAGUUGAUAUGGACCAAUUUCUAAGUAGCGUUGGAGUGUAUAAAUCGACUUCCAAAGGUCCAAAUUCUGUUGCCAUCAAGAGUAUUUUGGCAAAGGCUUAUGUAAUUAGAAAGUGUAUCCAUAAUAGGUAUAACACAUGGGUGAUCAAUGGAAACAUGCUUCUCAAUUCUAACCUCUUGUCCGAAUCCAGUGAUCUCAAUAAGGACUUCUUUGUUGCAAACAACUUGGAUUUCUUCUAUGCUAAAAGCUCAUCUUCGAGUGAGAAAGUUUGGAGUAAUGACUUCGUGUCGAAGGUUGUAGCUAUGGCAAACUCAUUGGCAAGAAAAAAUGAUGGUAUAAGGUUUGUAUAUGUGGUAAAAAAAUUAUUGGAAGAGAGUGGUGCUAUGAUUGGAAGAGUUGAUGAGACUACCUUUGGAAUGAAGAUUUGUUCUGAUGAAGUUGGCAAAUCUUCUUUUGAGGAUAAAAAGUUGGUACAUUGGUCAACUGUGAUGGAACUAGAAUCCGUUCAAAAAUGUCUUGAAGAGUUGAAUUUAUGGAGUAUAGACAGUGAUUUAUCCUGCACAGCAGUGGUAUGUCACAAGUCAUAGCAUUUUGUGGCAGAUAGAAGUAGAUUUACAUUUACAUUUUAUCUUUUUCUAUACUUUUUUAAUGCCAGUUUGGCUUACACAUUCUUUUGCUCAUUUUGUAUCAUCACUUGUAACAAAAUUAAGCUGUGAAUGAGUUUAGAUGUGUUGGAAUUAAUUUCCUGAGCUGCAUUUUGUCAUUUUGUGUAGUAGUAACCUCUCAAUGAACAGAGUUCUUUGUAUACAAGGUUUACCUUUCAUCACAGUCAUUCAUGUUUCCUAGUUUCCUAUGCUAAUUUAGGAUUUGGAGGAUUCAUGUGUGUUGUGUCGCUGUAAAACAAAGACUACCACGUAACUAAGCUCUGUAUUUAAACAGGGAUGAAUAUAAUGAACUUGCCAAUAUGAUGAA
Molecule: messenger RNA, 2454 nt
Organism: Arachis ipaensis
Lineage: Eukaryota; Viridiplantae; Streptophyta; Magnoliopsida; Fabales; Fabaceae
Product: transferring glycosyl group transferase
Source: RefSeq, a predicted model, not a curated record